Molecule: messenger RNA, 1310 nt
Organism: Teleopsis dalmanni
Lineage: Eukaryota; Metazoa; Arthropoda; Insecta; Diptera; Diopsidae
Product: S-methyl-5'-thioadenosine phosphorylase-like
Exons: 3
Coding region: 175-1044 (289 amino acids)
Biological process (GO): nucleoside metabolic process
Cellular component (GO): cytosol
Molecular function (GO): S-methyl-5-thioadenosine phosphorylase activity
Source: RefSeq, a predicted model, not a curated record
UCAUAUGGAGAGCACUUUACAUUUUGAGCCCUAAAAUUCCAGUUCGAUUUGAUGAACAUGUGAGAGAGUUUGCAGUUAUUAACAUACAUGUAGUAAAACAAAUAAAAUAGCCGACAUUAAUUACUUUUCUAACUGCACUACAAUUUUAUAUAGUGACAUCAUCGAAAACCGAAAAUGAUACGCAUAAAGUGUGGAGAUUCUAAUUUGGAUCCGAUGCCAAUAAAAAUUGGUAUCAUAGGAGGUUCUGGCUUAGACGAUCCGGAUAUACUUGAAAAUCGUAAAGAAACACAUAUUACUACGCCAUUUGGUGAAACUUCCGAUGCUCUAAUAGAAGGAGAAAUUGCCGGCGUUAAAUGUGUGCUUCUUGCGCGGCAUGGACGGAAACAUGACAUUAUGCCAACGAAUGUUAAUUAUCGUGCCAACAUAUGGGCUAUGCGUAAUCUAAACUGUACACACGUAAUAGUCUCAACAGCCUGUGGUAGUUUGCGUGAAGAUAUACGUCCUGGUGAUUUGAUAGCACCUCAUGACUUCAUUGAUCGCACCACAAAACGUGCCCAAACCUUUUACGAUGGUAGUGAAAAUAGUCCACGUGGUGUGUGCCAUUUACCAGUGUUUCCAGCUUUUAAUGAUCGCACACGCAAACUUUUAAUAUCAACCGCUAGUGAAUUGGGCUACACUGUCCGUGAUGGCGGCACUGUAGUAGCAAUUGAAGGGCCACGUUAUUCUUCACGUGCUGAGAGUAACAUGUAUCGCCAGUGGGGUGGAGACCUUGUCAAUAUGACGAUUUGUCCCGAGGUAGUACUUGCAAAGGAAGCAGGACUUUUGUAUGCUUCGAUUGCCAUGGCUACAGAUUACGAUUGUUGGCGAAUAGGUUGUGAGAGCGUCAAUGUGGAGGAAGUACUUAAAACAUUCGCAGAAAAUGUUGUUAAAAUUAAAAAAAUUCUUACAAAAGCUGUGGAGAAUAUUGCCAAAGAAGAUUGGAGUGAAGAGAUAGAAAGCGCAAAUCAAUGCGUCUGUAAAAACACGAUGUCCGCUGACAUGUGACGCUUUUUAACACUAUGCACCAAAAUUACUAAAGACACAAUAAUAAAGAAUAAAUCAGCAAAUAAAAUGUUACGAAAUCCUAAUAUGAAUCUUACACCAAAAGUUCAUUGCAUUUUGAUAUUAUAUGAUCUACCUGCACUCCAAAAAGAACAAAAAAAACCAACGUCCUUAGCACAACGUAAGCAUUCUUUGCUACGCUAUCGUCUGCAAAAACGACGUGCCGUUAAGCGCCGCGCAGGAUGCACGGGACGCAGCGACAAAAAAAA